AUGGCUAAAUUUAAUCAAACUUUUAAAACGGAGGAAACUGCAGCACCUCCAAUCUACUAUUUAACCUUUGAGGACUAUUUAAAACCCAAAACAGUUAAAAAACACAACCCUCCUAAACUACUAUUCAGCCAACAAACUCUACAAAAAUCUCCUGAAAUGCGUUUAAAACUAUUGGAACAUCCGGUGUUAAUAGCGGGACGCAAACCCAAAUGGCAAUUGUUUGCCGAAAAGCUGAAGAAAGUUUUUAAAACUAAAUUUAGAAGACCCCUUAAACUUCAGGCCUCUUGUAAGAGAGAUGAGAACAUAACAAAAAUUGCCACCAUUUGGCACAAUAAAACCUUCAAUAAGCCUUCCAGAUUUACCAUUGGCAGCAUACAAUUGCCCAUGUUUUUGUCGUUUCUGAAAGCCCGCAACGAUGAUGGCUUGUGCAAGCGUAAAUCGGGCUUUGAGAUCUAUUGUGAAAUGGCCAGUAUUCAUGGAUUCAUAAAUUUUGUGGGCGCCACCACUUGGCAGAGAGCAUUUUGGUUUUUUGUGGUGCUGAGUGCCGUAGUAAUGUCGGGAUUUAUUUUGCUGUUGUCGCAUUUUAUGAACACUACAACGCCCACCAUAUUGUAUUCGGAAAGUACUCAAUAUCCCACCUGGUCCAUACCAUUUCCAGCGGUUACCAUCUGUAAUUUGAAUUUGAUAUCAAAAAGAAAGGCUGCAAAUUUGGCGCAAAAAUUCCAAAAAACCUCAAAUUUUAGCCUUCCGGAACUAACCAACUACUUUAAUAUGGCUCUCUCCACAUCCUUCAACAUUGAAACCUCCUCACAAGAUUACCAUCAUUUAAACUCUAUAUUAAAAAUUAACAAUUACACUCUCUCCAAACUAUUACAUGACAUCACACCCAAUUGUGACAAUGAACUGCUAAGAUGUAAGUGGCAGGGCCAUUUUAUCAGAUGUAAACAUUUAUUUCAAAAAAUACCAACAGCCUUUGGCCAAUGCUGUUCCUUUAACUAUAAAGCUUUGCUGAAAACUCUUAACAAACGUAGCGAUUAUGUUUUAAAUGAUCAUGUGGAAUAUAUCACCAGCUGUGGUUAUAAAACUGGUCUCUCUGUUUUAUUAGAUCCUCAUUUGGAGGAUUAUCAAGCUAGCUUAACACUAACGCCUGGUUUCCAAGUCUUAGUUCACGAUUCACAUGAUUAUCCCGAUAAUAAUGCCUUGAAACGUAUCAUAACACCCACCACCUUUAAUAAGUUACAUGUCUUGCCUCAGCAAACUUAUGCCACCAGCUAUAUAUCCAGAGAAUCAUUAACUACUCGUAAAUGUUAUUUACCCAAUGAACGUAAUUUGUUUAAUUUUGGUUCAUAUUCUCAGGUGAAUUGUUUGGCGGAAUGUCGUUCCAGUAUAAUCUAUAAAAGGUGUGGCUGUGCUAUGCCAAAUUGGCCGAAAAUGGAAAAUUGGACGGUGUGUGGUUUAGAGCAGAGUAAAUGUUAUAUGAAAUAUAAAUCUUUAUUGGUUUCGGAAUUGAAAUAUUCCCAAUCAAAUCGUUUUGAUGAGCAAUUUAUGUGUGAUUGUUAUCCGUUGUGUGAUUUUAAUAUGUAUAGCAUUGCCAUGGAUUCGGGAAGACUGAUGCGAAAGUAUUCGUUAACGGAUGAACGUUUCUUCAAAGGCAUUAACACCACUAACCACAUACUGCUGCACGUCUUUUUCGGUGAACUCUAUGCCGAGCGCUUACGUCUGGAUGUCUAUGAAAAUUGGUUAUCCUUUAUAGGAACAUUUGGUGGCAUAACCGGCCUACAUAUGGGUUAUAGUUUUGUGUCUGGAUUUGAGCUAAUAUUCUUUGUAUUCGUGCGACCAGCCUGCAAUUGGUUGACUAAAAAACAAAUAAGAUAUCGCAUUAAAAAACGGCUAAAGAAGGCACAACGAGAGGCGGAAAAUAAAAAGAAAUUGGAAGAGGAAAAGGAAAAACAAGAACGUAUAGAGGCAUUUUUACGUAUGAGACCUCAUUGUCCAGAUAAUUUAGGUUAA
Calliphora vicina (urban bluebottle blowfly) is the source of this 2010-nucleotide messenger RNA. It is a transcript of the gene ppk11, whose product is annotated as pickpocket 11. Gene Ontology annotation, molecular function: ligand-gated sodium channel activity. Gene Ontology annotation, biological process: sodium ion transmembrane transport. The record is from RefSeq and is a predicted model, not a curated record. Gene Ontology annotation, cellular component: plasma membrane. The coding region runs from base 1 to 2010 and encodes 669 amino acids. The transcript is spliced from 4 exons. NCBI's taxonomy places the organism in Eukaryota, Metazoa, Arthropoda, Insecta, Diptera, Calliphoridae.